AAACCAGCCUUUGUUUUGACUUCCUUGUUUUUUUUUUUGGUCUCAUACCACUGUCAGUUCCGCAACUUUACUUUCAGUCAUAUGAUGUCUGAAGAGUAAGGUCAGAUCUGUGUGCCGCACUGAAAUGGGAGCUUUAGCCGUCUUUCCUUUGCUUUUAUUGAUCCUGCAGAUCGGGGCCAACAGUGCCAAAUACGAACCCAACUGGAAGUCCAUCGACUCCAGACCGCUGCCAGAAUGGUAUGACCAGGCAAAGUUCGGCAUCUUCAUACACUGGGGUGUCUUUUCUGUCCCGAGCUUUGGCAGCGAAUGGUUCUGGUGGUACUGGCAGAAGCAAAAGCAAAAGCCAUAUGUGGACUUCAUGCAGAGGAAUUAUCCUCCAGACUUUAAGUAUCAGGAUUUUGCACCGCUGUUCACUGCUGAGUUCUUUGAUGCCAAAGAAUGGACCGACAUCUUCGCCUCAUCAGGAGCAAAGUACAUCGUUCUGACCACAAAACACCAUGAAGGUUUCACACUCUGGGGCUCAAAGAACUCCUGGAACUGGAAUGCGGUGGAUAUUGGACCAAAGAGAGACCUGGUGGAUGAAGUGGUGACAGCUCUUCGCAAUAACGGUGACAUUCGUGUAGGGUUGUAUCACUCCCUCUUCGAAUGGUUUAACCCGCUCUUUGAGCUGGACGCUGCCAAUGUCUUCACUACAAACUACUUUCCUACCAGUAAAACGCUGCCUGAGCUUUAUGAGCUUGUUGUCAAGUACAAACCAGAGGUGCUGUGGUCUGAUGGAGAUGGAGAUGCACCUGACAAGUACUGGAACAGCACUGGUUUCUUAGCUUGGCUCUAUAAUGACAGUCCAGUACGUGACACGGUGGUGACGAAUGAUCGGUGGGGCUAUGGCUCCAUCUGCACACACGGUGGAUAUUACACCUGUUCUGAUCGCUACCAGCCAGGACACCUGCUCAAGCACAAAUGGGAAAACUGCAUGACCAUUGACAAAAAGUCCUGGGGUUACAGACGUAACGCUCCUCUCAGUGAUUACCUCACCAUCGAUCAGCUUGUGUCGACACUGGUGGAGACUGUGUCCUGUGGAGGAAACCUGCUGAUGAAUAUUGGCCCCACACAUGAUGGAAGAAUCGCUCCGAUCUUUGAGGAGCGUCUGAGGCAGAUUGGUCAGUGGCUGAAAGUGAAUGGGGAGGCCAUCUAUAACACAACAGCAUGGCGAGCUCAGAAUGACAGCCUCACUCCAGAUUUGUGGUACACGUUCAGACCCCAGGAAAAAAACAUCUUUUCCAUCUUACUCAAGUGGCCAAAUAAUGGAUCAGUGAUUCUCAAUGAGCCAGUGGUUACUGGGCAAACUCAGGUGGUGCUUCUUGGGUAUGGCCCUCUGAAGUGGGAGCCUGUAAAGCCCAGUGGGCUGCAGGUUCACCUGCCCCAGCUGUCCUUUAGCCAGAUGCCAUGCCAGUGGGCCUGGACACUGAAGCUGACUGGUGCCACUUAAAGGAAAAUCACAUCACAUGAAGAGGAACUGAUGGAGCAGAAAGGAAGGAUUAUACAUACGCUUAGACGGAUGAGUGACAAAUUAAAGGAAAAAAUCAAUAUGAAAUAUCUUAGUAUUAAAUAAUUAUGUCAGAGCAGCUUCAUUGGCAAUUAUUCCAUAAGUGUCUGAAACUAAAUGAAGAGAUGGAACUUUGUACUUCUAAAAGAUAUUCCCUAAAUUUUUUCUGGUGACGGGGAAACUGCUGUCAGUCCAGAAAUAUGUGUUCUAAGACCAUCAUUUUUAUGCUCCUCAAAACUGAAACCUUUUAUACUCCUCAGGGCAGAAAUUGUUAUUACAGGAUAAGA
Molecule: messenger RNA, 1833 nt
Organism: Oreochromis niloticus (Nile tilapia)
Lineage: Eukaryota; Metazoa; Chordata; Actinopteri; Cichliformes; Cichlidae
Gene: fuca2
Product: alpha-L-fucosidase 2
Exons: 7
Coding region: 125-1489 (454 amino acids)
Biological process (GO): glycoside catabolic process; fucose metabolic process
Cellular component (GO): lysosome
Molecular function (GO): alpha-L-fucosidase activity
Source: RefSeq, a predicted model, not a curated record